UGCCGAGAGAGAGAGAGAGAGAGAACGGCAGAAGAAGAGGAGGAAGAAGAAUAAGAAGCAGCAGCAGCAGCAGUAGCAACAACAGCUACGACACAACAGUAGCAACAGCAGCUACGAUCACUGGUUCGAUCCCUCCUCUUUCCGAUCUGUUCUUGCUUUUCUUCUUCUUCUUCUUCUUCCUAUUUUUUGUUCGCUCCAGAAAACAAAACCCAGCAGAUUGGGGGUUGGGAAAAUGGGGAUAAGGAGGGUUUAAAAUCGUCCAAUUUCCAGGGGAUUAGGGGGGAUAAUUUAUGGAUACCUCAGACCCUGGCCGAAGAUAAUACCGGCCUUUGCCCUCUUCUCCGGUCUUAACGAAGGAAAAGGGAUAAAGGAAGACCCCUGAUUUUGGCUUCCCAAACCACGCCUAAGAGGUGGGCCCAGGUAUAAGAGAGGGGUAUUAAACAAUCCCAGGGCCGAAUCCUGCAUCCAAGCAGGCCCCUAGGGUACUAUAACCUUAAGGUCAGUCCAAGAUUUAGCAGUCUUUUCUGAUAACCCUUUUCAAGAGAAUAUGAUAUAGUAUCGGUGUAAAAGAGUAUUAUAGCAACUACCGCGGCGCCCACUCAAAAAAUGGUACUAGAACACAGAAGAUGGUAAAGUUAAGAGUGGCGUCAAGCGAACGACUCGGACCACCCAAACCACUUGGAGCAAUGCCUAACUUUGUUUUGAAAGUAAGCGACUCCUGACUUGUUCAUAUAAACUGGACUGGCCCUAUAGUAAGAUGGCGGGAGAUAAAACUGCUCUUCUCUCUCUCUCUCUCUAAGCCGAUGACCUCUCCGAUGAUACAUUUUGCCAAUCAGAUAAGCCAAGCUCUCAUCUCCGCAUCAAAACGCUCACUCGCACCCCGCAAAUGGACUCCUUCGCUCGAGCAAACCCUCCACCGACUCGGUUGCCGCGAUUCACUAACACCCUCACUCGUCGCCCGAGUCAUCGACCCCUUCCUCCUCAACCACCACGCUCUCGCUCUCGGCUUCUUCGACUGGGCCUCUCAACAACCAGGCUUUUCCCACACCUCUACUACCUACCAAUCCAUUCUCAAGUCCCUCUCUAUCUCCCGCCGCCAUUUCAACGCCAUCGACAAGCUCUUGAACCAAGUCAGAGCUCAAAAGAUUGGUAUCGAUCCUUCCGUGUAUUCCUCCAUUAUCGCUUCAUUAAUAAGAGGGAAAAGGACACGUGAUGCGCUUACGAUUUUCAAUGAGGUCAGUUACGAGGUUAGUUAUGGUUUAGGGUCUGGUGUUUGUAAUUCGCUUCUGGCCGUUCUGUCUUCCGAUGGGUAUAUGGGUGAUGCACGCAAGGUGUUUGAUGUAAUGGUUGUAAGAGGUGUUAGUAUGAGUACGGUUGGGUUUGGUGUUUACGUGUGGAGGUUUUGUAGAAAUGUUGAAGUAUGCGAGACUUUAAGUUUGUUAGAUGAGGUUAGGAAAGGUGUUUCGGGGGUUAAUGGGUCGAUAAUAGCGGUUUUGAUUAUUCAUGGCCUUUGUUUGGAGUCAAGGGUGGCGGAUGCUUUAUGGGUAAUGGAUGAACUGAGGAAUAGGGACUGUAAACCUGAUUUCAUGGCGUAUAGGAUUGUUGCGGAAGCAUUUCGGUUGAUGGGAAGUGUUGUUGAUGUGGAGGUGGUGUUGAAGAAGAAGAGAAAGUUAGGGGUGGCACCGAGGGUUAAUGAGUACCGCGAGUUUAUUUUCGCUUUGAUUUCUGAAGGACGGAUUUGGGAAGCGAAAGAAUUGGGUGAAGUAAUUGUGAGUGGAAAUUUCCCAAUUGAGGAUGACGUGCUCGUUGCUUUGAUAAGAUCAAUAUCGAUUAACUAUCCCUGUUCUGCAAUGUUGUUUUUUAAGUUUAUGGUGGGAAAGGAGAGAGUUCCUACUCUUCUUACACUGAGCAAUUUGAGUCGGAAUCUCUUCAGGCACGACAAAAUUGACGAACUCUUGGAGGUUUUCCAGAUUUUGUCCACCAAAGAGUACUUCUCGGAUAUGGCAAGUUACAAUGUGAGGGUUUCAUUUUUGUGCAAGGCUGGGAGGGUAAAAGAAGCUUAUGAGGUUCUUCAAGAGAUGAAGAAGAAGGGAUUGUGUCCUGAUGUAUCUUUCUACAAUUACCUUAUGGAGGCAUGCUGCAGAGAAGAUCUACUUCGUCCUGCAAAAAGGCUGUGGGAUGAGAUGUUUGCGAGUGGGUGUGGUGGGAAUUUGAAGACUUACAACAUCCUUAUCAGCAAGUUUUCCAAAACAGGUCAGGCUGAAGAGGCUCACAGGCUCUUUUGUCACAUGUUGGAGAAAGGGUUAGUACCUAAUGCUAUGACUUACACAUUUCUCCUUGAAGGGCUUUGUAAAGAAAAAAGGGUUAAGGAUGCUCUUGAAGUCUUUGACAAGUCUGUCAAACAGGAUGCCAUGUUAGCACAAAACCUGCUGACUACAUUUGUCCUCUAUCUUUGUAAAGAAGGUCAUUUUCAUGCUGCUUCUAGGUUACUUUGUGGUAUCAUUUCUGAUGUAGGACAGUCAGACUCCCAUGUCAUCUUGCUGAAAUGCUUACUUGAGGCUGCGGAGAUCCCAGUUGCAAUUGAACACAUAACAUCAGUUGGAAAGAAUUCAGCUUCAAUGUUGCCAGCAAUAUGCAAUAAACUUGUAGCGUCAGUUUCAUCUUUAUCGAAAGCAAAGCCUCUUUUACAGUUGCUUCAAUCAAUGCAGGAGAGAUGUCCCAACUCUGAAAGACUGAAUUAGGAUACUUCAAUCGAUAUGCUUAACCAUUGACUUCUGAGAAAUGUUUGAUCACCAUUAUUUGAUUGGGAAUAAUUGAAGGUUUUCUUACGGUUAUAAGGGCAAAUGGCGGUUCCUCGUGGUAAGUUGUUUGCUUCCAAUGAUGCUUCAGAGCAGGUACUUCUCCUUUCAUAUAAGGAGAUUCCUUAAUAAUGCCUGGUUAGGUAUGGUACCAUUUGGUGUACAUUUGAUCCCUAAGACAUAACUUUGUUCCUAUGUAGAAGAAAGAAAACAGGAAAAACUAGUACCUUUAAGGUAUUUAGGAACAUAAGAUGCAUAAUAGUCUUUGCUGUUUAUGUGUUCUGUUAGACAUAAUGUCUCCGUGCUUAGAAUCACCUCGUGUACCUCGUGUUGUUCUUAUGUAGAAGAAAGGAAACAGGAAAAAGUAGUACCUUUAACGUGUUUGGGAACAUAAGAUGCAUGAUAGUCUUUGCCGUUUAUGUUUUCUGUUUGACAUAAUGUCAUAAUGUCCUCUGUGCUUAGGAUCACCUCAUGUUACGAAACCCUCCCCAGUGCGCCUCUGUUGAACAUCUAUGAUUAUUAUUGUGAAAUUCGAUUUCACCUUCACUUUCUGCAUUUUUUGAUUUUACUAACCAACCUACUUUGUCCAACCGUUUAUAAAAAGAGGGAGUUCAUGGGUUGUAUUUUGCCGAUUUGGGACACAUUUGCCCCUCGAUUGCAAACGGUGCCCACUUAGGGAGGUGGGUAUUUCCGUCUUUUCGGUUUGAUCCAGAAAAUGUGAACUUUAUUAGGCCACGUCUCCCCCCUGUCCUUUCCUUCGUCUUCUGCUUCAAAGGAGAACAAAGAGAGAGAGAGAGGGUGGAGUUCUUGGGCGAUUUCCAAUUUCUCCGUGCUUGCCUCCGCUUGUGGGUAAUUGUUUUCGCUGUUAUUUUAACGUUUUCUUGUUUUCCGUCUUCCGUGCUCACGUCUUGUGGUCUGUGGUUUUGGCAGUUUGGGUUGCGUAGGUUUUUUGGGGUGCUUUGGCUAUGUGCCUUGCGUUGAACUUGUGGUUGGUUGGGUAGAAUUCUCUCUCUCUCCCCUACCGCUUCACUCCAAGCCCUAAUUCCUUCCUCAAACCCCCAGCCAUGGACAACAACAACCCGACCUCCUCGCCACCGCCCCCCCCAACUCACCCUGGACGACGCCUGCCCCCCCCCCCCUUCACCCACGACCAGCUCCUCCGGUAUGGGCCCUGUGCCACGAAAGGGUUGGUACUUGCUCUCUUCUGAUGUUUUCUCCCUCUUUUGCUCCUCCUUCUGUACGUGUGGUUGCUGUGUCGUCCUCCGGUAUGAGGUGAGUACUCUCGGAUCUCUUGUUUAGGGUUAUUUUUUUGGUAAAAUUCGGUGUUUUUGGGGGGUUUGCUUUUAUUUUACCUCGAGUUGUUGGUUGUGCUUGUUUGCGAGUGUCAGGCUGUUUGUGAUUACUGUUUGUGGUUAUGAAUGUGGUGGGUACAUUUCUUUGAAUAUUUCCCUUGUUGUGCAUCGAAGCUGUGUUAGGUUUUCCGGUCGUGGGUUUUGAGUUUGAUGGUUGGUUCUGCAGCGUUUCAUUUGUUUGCUAUUUUCCGUGGUUUGUUCAGUGUGCGGGGUGUUCUAUUGUGUCUUGCUCUUUUUCUUCCUGCUCGAAGUAAUUUUGGUUUUUCCUCUUAUCCUACCAUUAAUAAUAAGAAGCAUCAAAUGUAAAGGUAAUAUUGUUACUGAUUUUGGCAAGAAAAACUGGUGCAAUGUUCGGAAGGUAUUUUGCUGGCUACCGGUUUAGGCAAGGGAAACCGGUGCGCCAUUCGGAAGUGAUCAAUAGGGUGCAGGGAUACUGGAAAAUAGUGACAGAGCCCUGUUUCUUGGCGACGAAAGGGGGGUUUACCCUAUUUCGGUCAGAUCAAAGUGGAUUUCGUUGGUUUGGUUCAGUAGCUGAUCUGAAACACCAUGACAAGCCGCCUAAUCGAACUGAUGAGGACUGUACAUCUGUUGCAGUUUUGACUAAUAUGGACCUGCGGGAAGGUCUAACGCCGGAGCUUAAAGGCUUGGUCUUCAGCUCCUUGUAAUCUUAAAUUCAGCUUAGAUCUGACAUUCCCUAAAUUCCAAAUUGAUAGCAGAAUAAUAUUCACCUUACCCGGUCAGGUAUACCUUUUGUUUUCGCUGUGGAUUCUUUCCAACCCACUCGGAUGAUCCAAUUCCUUUAGGUCCGUGCCACCAUACUUCUAUGAAAAACUCUAUCUGAUAAUCAAAGUUCCAUGAUUUCAAUCAUUAGGGAUUGGAAAGCAAGAGGAGGACUAUUUUACUGCGGAACAAAACUCGAUAUAGAGUUAGAGGGAGACAGAGGAGAUUGCAACGAAGCAGGAGUAGCUUUUGAGUAACGUGAGAAGGAUCGAAGCAUCUGCUUUCUUGAUCGCUAUUACCAUGAAGCGAUGUACCAGAAAAUUCCGGCAAUUACCCAGGGUUUCCUUGAAUGCUGAUAUGCCUUGGACCAGCAGCAGCAUGAAGAGACUAAUCUAUAUUCAAAUAUUGUGCUUGGAUCAUGGAUUUUAGAAAUUUUAAUAACAUGGGAUUUGAGAAUGAUAUGGAAAAAAGAAAUAUAUUUUGCUCCUUCUCAUCACAUUUUGUUGUAUUUCCGUUUAACUAUUUUAGAUCUCCAUAAAUUCCUUUUCAGUUCCAUGAUUGUAGCCCAACUUAUAUUGGAUUGUGUGGUUUUCUCAGAUUGUGUAGUCUUCUUUCUCCUCUA
Molecule: messenger RNA, 5492 nt
Organism: Rhododendron vialii
Lineage: Eukaryota; Viridiplantae; Streptophyta; Magnoliopsida; Ericales; Ericaceae
Product: pentatricopeptide repeat-containing protein At5g14080
Exons: 6
Coding region: 804-2741 (645 amino acids)
Molecular function (GO): protein binding
Source: RefSeq, a predicted model, not a curated record